UGUAGUCCAGCCAAGAAGAGUUAAAAAUCCUCAUCCACCCCAUCCGAAGGAUUUUACAUCCAAGCACUUACACCCUAGAUGUAAAAGCCCACCACGUUGCAUCAGGAAAACGAAACUCAGACAAGUUUAAGCAGAAAUGUGGAGUUUUGGGGAACUGACAAAUUAACCUUGAUUUUAUUGAGCGGCCUACUCCAAUUCCUCAUUCGCACAUCUGUAACUCCAAUCUGUAACUGCAUCACAAAGCGUCAGCAUUGUUGCUUCCGAGAAAGUCCUUAACUUGUCCCGACCGAGGACGAGGGGGCAGAGACACACAACCCCGUUUCCAUUCGGUUGCCUGCGGACUCUCCGCGGCCAGCGCAUGAUCAAGCCCCGCGGGUUUGGGCCAGAGUUCAGAGUCGAGGAAGUGGUUGAGGGAUCUUUGGCUGUGUGCGUGUCGGGGCCGACGCCUCUUUAAUACUCAGCAACACAAUGUCGCAACGCGAAACGCCGGCGGAGAACGGAGCAAUGGAGGGGGAGCAGGUCUAUGGGCGGACUACCGUGCCCAUCCAGGGCGCCGGCAGCCUCUGCAGUUGUAACCGCUUCAGCAAGCCCCGACACAUCGUGAAGCUGUUGGAAGUGGUCUUUUCGUUUUUGGCCUUUGUUUUGGAGGAGGUGGUGGCAUCCUGCGAGAACUGUCAUGCACUUUACUUCUUCGAGUUUGUCAGCUGCAGUGCCUUCUUCCUGACUUUGCUCUUGUUAAUUAUAUUGACCACGUCUCUGAGAGAAAAAGUGAGCAGAGUCAGCUGGCCAAAAGUGGACUUCUGUUACACUGCUGUGAUAGCAUCAUUUUUCCUGAUUGCCUCUUUGGUAUUUGCAGCCAAGAAUGAGGGAUCUCAUGUCGAGAAAGCAGCUGUUGCAUUUGGAUUCAUGGCUACUUUAGCCUUCGCGGUGGAUAUUCUGCUGUGUUUGAAAGAAAAGGAAUGGCCCAUGAGCAAAAAUGAAACGGUACAAGCUGAGACCCCAAGAGACCCCAAAACUGUGAAAGGAGAGACAGAACCACUGAAUGAGCCCGGAACUAUACCUGUCUGAGCUACAAAGGCAAAAAUCUUGUUUUUUUUACAACUUUACCUAUUUUGUGUACAUUUGUAUUUUGAAUACUCAGACUUGAUCCAACAGAGUAGCAAACAAACUGUUCAGAGAUGUAUUAUUCUCUUUGGCCUUACUGGCAAGUGUUUCUUUUACUAGUUGGGGGACUCCGUGACAUGAUACAAAGUCCUUUCCCUCAUUUACCCAUGUUUCCUUUAUAUACAUGUUUUAAUAGACUGCACUGUAUGCAGAUGGGAUAAAAUUAAUGAUCUUUGUUUUCUGUGGUAAUAUGUGUUGAUGGCCCCUUGGACUGAAGCUUCUUCCUAUUAUGAAGCAUGCCUUUUUUUUGGGAAGCUCAAAUUUAAGCUACUUCUUAAAUCAUAUCUUUGUGCCUUUUUAAAUCAAACGUUAUAUAAAAUACACAAUCCAAUUUGUUUUUACAUGAUCUUUAAAGUAAAUGACAGAGCUAGUAUACUAAUUUUCACUGUAUUCAUCCCCAAAUUAUUCAGUUUGCUUGAAGCAAUAAUAUUUGUAUCAAUAAUUAAGUAUUGUCUUCCAGAUCAGAAAUAGACAGUGCUUAUUAUUCAGCUGAAGUGUAUGAAAGGACAUCUGAUAAUUUGUAAGAUUCAUAGAGCAUUGCAGCAAUAUGAAGAACCAAACUUUUUGAAUUUAAGAAUAUGGCUGUCCUGGUUAAUGGCUGAAUUGAUUAGUUGCCAUUCAACAAGAUUUUAAUCAUUCGGUAAAAUAAACUUUAAUAUUUUAAUAUAUUUUACCCUCUGCAAAAAAUACUCAGGAAUGUUAUCCUACUAAAGUAUCACAAUUAAUCUAAUGGUCAAACCUUUUAGAGAAUUUAACCUAACUAGAGAAUUGAGGUGUCAUUUAGGGCUGACCCUAUAUCUGAAUUGGUUUUGUUAGCUUAAUUUUAUUGAGCACAUCAGCCAGCUUGGUUUAACGUAUAUAACUUUAAAAUUCCAUCAUUUACUGGGUGUAAUGCAUUCAAAUUUCAUGCAGCAAAAAACUACAUUGAAAUUCUUUAAGUGGAAAGAUCGUUGGCAGUUAGACACUAAUUUUUAUGAAGUAACCUGAGGCAAUAGUAAAAGUUGUCUUUAUUCAAGAACUACCACAAUUAAACAUAUUGCAGAAUACUUGGCCGCCUCACUGGCGGGUGAAUAUGUUUCUUGUAAUGUCCUCAUGGGCUGAUCUAGACAGAAUUGAGAUGGACCAACCAACAUAACAAUACUCCAUAGCUAAUGUAUAACUUUUUAAACUAAUAUAUUUACUCGUAUGUUACUGAGAGUUUGUGGGUGCAGAGGUACCCUGCUACUGGCUAAUAUAGGGAAUGUAGUUAGUAAAAGCAGUGGACUGGCAUAAAAAUCAUGGAUACCAGGUAUGCUUUAAAAUAUGUUCAAAAGCAACAAGUCCACAUGUAUCAAUAUGUUCUUCAAUACAUCAACACUGCAUAAGACUUGAUUAGAAAGUGUGAUGUGUAAAAGCAGAAAUGCAAUGAAAUGAGCAGCUUUUUAUGCGAUGUGUGUUAACAAAGAGACUUCAGGAUUUGAUUAUUUACAGGUAAAUUAGUUUAUAAUCUGACUGAUAAUUAAAUAUUUACCAUGUAUUUUUAAAUCUAAUAAAUUGUUGCUUUGAAAACCGACUGUGUAGAUUUGCACUGGGGAAAGGCAGAAAACCCUGUUCACAAAUAUAGGUGUUCCUCUGUGUUUCUAAUUAUUCUACAUCAAACAAAAUUUGUUUUUCCAUAGAGUAACCUGCUUUCAGCAUUCCAAAAGGAAUUGAAUACAUUGCCAUUUUUUUCUGAUAUUUUACAAAACUAAAUGCUGUUCUUUUCUGUAGGUAAACCUCCACCAUAAAAGUCUAUUGCAGUAUAAUAUUCUCAGACCUGCAGUGUGAUAGAAAAACGACCAAUUAUUUUAAAUAUAAUUUCCCCCCCCCUCCCCAUUCUCCUGUUGUUGUAAGUAACAACCAAUCAGCUGUCCUGGGUUAAAUAUAAAGAAAAACAAUGUGGGUGACUGCUACUUGUCUAUCCGCUUGUAUUGAGCGAUGCUUUAAACCGAGGUAGGAUAAACAUGGUUAUUGAAUGUUGUUGGAUUUAACAUAUUCUCAAUCUGGCAUAGCAGAUUCUGAUGUGGCUUUAUACAUUGUAUGCGCGUGUUAAUACAUUUUGCUGUUACAUGUCUCAGAGCAAUCUGAAGAAACACUAUUGAAUAUUCUAUAUGAUUAACAAUGUUUUGUUAAAAUUUUCACGGAUAUGGUGAAAGCAAAUUUCUGGUGAAGGGGCUUUCUUUGUCUUUUAGCAAAAUAUAACUUGUAACAAAUGUGCAUGUUCCAAAAUUCCUGAGGAUUAGUUUGCAGCAUUGUGGUGUAGCAGUUAGUGCUGUUGCCUCAAUUCCAGAGACCCAAGCUUAACCUUAACAUCAGGUGUUGUCUGUGCAGAAUUUGUGCAUUUAGUGACAAUGUGGGUUUCCUCUGGUUGCUUCAGUUUCCUUUCGCAUUGCACGAUCAAGUGGCCUCUGUUAAUUAUCCCUUGGUGUACAUCAACAGCAAAAACAAUCAAAAGGGGGUUGGGGCGAGAAAUGUGAUGGAAGGGUAUGGGGCAUGUUGGUUUUCUUCCCCAGAUGACAGCACAAACUAAAUGGCUACAUUUUCACUAUUGGUAAAAAUAUGUUUUUUGUCAUAUCUGUAUGACUAAUCUUAUGACACUGAUGUUGAUCAUAUUGAUUUAUUAAUUAGUUUAAUGUUGUUGUAACUAGUAAUUGGUUGUUGAAGGACCAUAUUGUUUCUGUGAGUGAGGGUUGGUGCUGUUGUCUAUCAAAUCACUUUGCAAGUAUCACUGUUCAGUCAUAAAAAAAUAUUUUGUGGGACCUGAGGAAGGAAUCUGACUGCUAUUGGGGCGAGAUGAUCGGUAGCCCGGUGUAGAUUGUCUCUGGUUUGAGGUCUCGGUCAGCUUCAGUCUAAAUUGAGCUCCAAGGAGCGGGGAGAAAGUGCCUUUAAAAAAAUGUCAUUAGCAGGAAGAGCAACCAGUCUUUGGCUUCAUGGUGAAUAUCAAUGGAUUAUAAUGCUGCUAUGUUGCAGGUGGGAAAAGUCAAGUGUAGUUAUUUCAUGUUGGCUGUCAAGGUUAUGCUGUGACUGUUAAUUGCACUAUUGCAUUGCUAGUUUUUAUUGUGAAUUGCAGUUUCUUCCAACUUUAAGAUUAAAUUCAGAAUUGGUUGGUCAACAGGUAAAUCAGGAAAUAAAGAUUUUGAUAAUAAUGGAGAAUGAUUGGAAGCUAUAUCUAAUAUUAAUUAAUUUUAGAUGUUGAUGAAUUUCUAUCGUAAGUAGCUUUAGAACUAAAUGGCAAUGAUAUUUAGAUCCAUAUCUGGAUAAUUGAUCUUGGAUUUGGUUAAUUUGAUUUUUGGAUUGAAUAUGAAGAAUUGCUGUUGAAAUGAUAAUUGGCUAAAUCAUUUGCUAUUAGAAAAUACUACGUGCCAAUUGUUUUUAACAAAACAUUGUUGCUUAUAUAUCAAACAAGAUGAAAUAAUAUUGCAAUGGAAAAGAUUUAGUGAAGCAUUUUGUUCCAUGAAGGUUCUAAGAUUUACAUGGCUCUCAUUACCAAUAAUGUACAUUUAUUGAUGAAUCAAAGGUUUACUGUAUUCCCGUGUUAUCCUUCAGUUUAUAAUUGUAUAUUCAUAAUUUUUUUUUUAAUUGUGUUGGGGAAAAAUUAGUUUUUAGAUGUCAAUACUUUUAUUUGCUCACUUUGUACUGAAGCAAUUUUAAUGAUAUUAAUUCCUUAAACUCACACUACUUCUACCUGUUAUCAGAAAAUACGUUUGCAAUGGUAACACAUUCAGUACGCAUACAAGUGCAUUGUAAAAUGUAGUAGGCACAUUGCCGUGCAGGCAGAUGCAAAGGUUUAUUGGGUCCUUAUAAAUUCCAAUAAUACAUAUUUGGGAUCUUUUACUAAGAUUGUGCUUCAACUAUGAUUAUGUAUAAUUUGUUUUACAUGCUCGUGUUUCUUUGUACCUCUGUAAUUCAAAUGAAUAAAACUCCUUAAAAUCA
This is a messenger RNA of Amblyraja radiata (thorny skate), 5115 nucleotides long. It is a transcript of the gene cmtm6, whose product is annotated as CKLF-like MARVEL transmembrane domain containing 6. The coding region runs from base 469 to 1068 and encodes 199 amino acids. The transcript is spliced from 5 exons. NCBI's taxonomy places the organism in Eukaryota, Metazoa, Chordata, Chondrichthyes, Rajiformes, Rajidae. The record is from RefSeq and is a predicted model, not a curated record. Gene Ontology annotation, cellular component: membrane.